GCAGCAGGGCAGGAGGUUUCCAUAUUUCUGCAUGAUAUAAAUUCUGUGUGGUUGACUGCAGACUGUCUGAAUCCAGGAACUCUAGACUUUCAAUUCGUCACUAAGACAGAAAAGUACCUAGAUGAUAACAUAUUUCCUGCUGGGACUAGAGAAGGGAACUUAAAGAGGGGAUGGGACUACUGUGGUGGUUGAUGAGUCUGUACUUCUAUGGGAUCCUGCAGAGUCAUGCCUCAGAACGCUGUGAUGACUGGGGACUAGAUACCAUGAGACAAAUCCAAGUGUUUGAAGACGAGCCAGCUCGCAUCAAGUGUCCCCUCUUUGAACACUUCUUGAAGUACAACUACAGCACGGCUCAUUCCUCUGGCCUUACCCUUAUCUGGUACUGGACCAGGCAAGAUCGGGACCUGGAGGAGCCCAUUAACUUCCGCCUCCCAGAGAAUCGCAUCAGUAAGGAGAAAGAUGUGCUCUGGUUCCGGCCCACCCUCCUCAAUGACACGGGCAAUUACACCUGCAUGUUGAGGAACACCACAUACUGCAGCAAGGUUGCAUUUCCCCUGGAAGUCGUUCAGAAGGACAGCUGCUUCAAAUCCUCCAUGAGACUCCCAGUACACAAACUGUAUAUUGAACACAGUAUUCAUAACAUCACGUGUCCAAAUGUAGAUGGAUACUUUCCUCCCAGUGUCAAACCAACCGUCACUUGGUAUAAGGGUUGUACUGAAAUAGUGGAUUUUCAUAAUGUACUACCUGAGGGUAUGAACUUGACCUUUUUCAUCCCCUUGGUUUCAAAUAAUGGAAAUUAUACAUGUGUUGUUACAUAUCCUGAAAAUGGACGCCUAUUUCACCUCACCAGGACUGUGAGUGUAAAGGUGGUAGGCUCGCCAAAAGAUGCAUUACCACCCCAGAUCUAUUCUCCAAAUGACCGUGUUGUCUAUGAGAAAGAACCAGGAGAGGAGCUUCUCAUCCCCUGUAAAGUCUAUUUCAGUUUCAUCAUGGACUCCCACAAUGAGAUCUGGUGGACCAUUGAUGGGAAGAAGCCUGAGGACAUCACUGCUGACAUAACUACUAAUGAAAGUGUAAGUUAUUCAACAACAGAAGAUGAAACAAGGACUCAGAUUUUGAGCAUCAAGAAAGUCACCCCUGAGGAUCUCAGGCGCAACUAUGUCUGUCAUGCUCGAAAUACCAAAGGGGAAGCCGAGCAAGCCGCCAAGGUGAAGCAGAAAGUAAUACCACCAAGGUACACAGUGGAACUUGCCUGCGGUUUUGGAGCCACCGUCUUUCUGGUGGUGGUUCUGAUUGUGGUCUACCAUGUUUACUGGCUGGAAAUGGUCCUCUUUUACCGGGCUCAUUUUGGAACAGAUGAAACAAUCCUUGAUGGAAAGGAAUAUGACAUUUAUGUUUCCUAUGCAAGAAAUGCUGAAGAAGAGGAGUUUGUGUUGCUGACGCUCCGUGGUGUUUUGGAGAAUGAAUUUGGAUACAAGCUGUGCAUCUUUGACAGAGACAGCCUGCCUGGGGGAAUUGUCACAGAUGAGACCUUGAGCUUCAUUCAGAAAAGCAGACGCCUCCUGGUUGUCCUAAGCCCUAACUACGUACUCCAGGGAACACAAGCCCUCCUGGAGCUCAAGGCGGGCCUAGAAAAUAUGGCCUCCCGGGGCAACAUCAACGUCAUUUUAGUACAGUACAAAGCUGUGAAGGACAUGAAGGUGAAAGAGCUGAAGAGGGCUAAGACGGUGCUCACGGUCAUUAAAUGGAAGGGGGAGAAAUCCAAGUAUCCACAGGGCAGGUUCUGGAAGCAGCUACAGGUGGCCAUGCCAGUGAAGAAGAGCCCCAGGUGGUCUAGCAGUGACAAGCAGGGUCUAUCCUAUUCAUCCCUGAAAAAUGUAUGAGAGGGUAAAUGAAGGAGUAAAAAGAACAAAUGGGCUCAUGGAAGGAAGAGCCCCCUUCUUUCCUCCCAGGCUGUGGUUUCAUAGGAAAAAAAAAAAGAAUCCUGUCUAAGCCCUCAUACAAAAACAUCCUAGGGACUGUAUGGCUGGCUGUUCUGCUUCUCGGGCAAUCCUAAGAGUUAGAGUGAUGUUCUCUGUGGUCUGUCAGCAGUUCUAAAGCCAUUAUGAUCUUUGCAAGUAAAGAUGUGUCCAAUACAUCCUCCAUUUCCGUUACUCCCUCUAUUUUAAUCUCUUUGUAAAAAUUUCACCACUAUGGAGCCACUUUGCCCAUUGACUCGAAACUCCUCUAAAGGUAUGUUACCUGCUGACAGAAAUAUUACCUGCUUCUCAGUUGGAUUUUCCUUGAAUUUUAUUUUAUUUUCAGUUGUCCAUUAGACAUAUAAUCAGGCAUUAAAUAUAUUUCAACUGGGGAUACUUCACUCCUUUGCUCAUUUGUGUAUGGGAUCCACCACCUCAGCAAGAUGAACAGUCAAACUACAGCUGUUCCUCAUGACUGAUUAAGUGGUUUACUGCUUCCCUGCUACUAAAUCACAUUUGCCCUCAUCUCAGGUAAUGGAUGUCAUAUUUAUAAACUUGAAAAAGGUAUGGCUUUUGUUUUACUAUAGUAACUUCUCAACGGUACACAGAUAGCUAGCUCCAUACUCAUCAUUGCAUCUCACUACCUAUUGUAUCCGUCAUCCACACUUCACAGGUGGCACCAAGCUUUUAAUGGUGCUAAUGGAAAGUGAGAAAACAUCAAAAUGCUCUCAGGGCGUUUUGACACCAGAAGAGAGCACCUAACAGGAUGCUUGUAAUUUGUCUUUUAAUUCCAACCUUACUAAUGUGAAAAACUAGGAAAGUGGUUAAUCCUCACUCAUUCCCACCUCUUCAUUAUGAAGUGGAGUCCAGAGGUGGUGAUUUUCCUUUUGGCAUUACUAUUCUAAAAGAAUGACCACUUCCAAUAAUUUAUUCACGAGUACCUUGUUCCAAAUGAAUCACUCUGAAAGCCACUGUUGAUGUAACUGGGUUUUAUCAGUUUUAAGCAGAAUUUUACUAUUCCUCAGGAUGGUAAAAGUAAAAACUAAGUACAACAUUUACCUUUGGAGUGGCCAGUUUCUACAUCAUGUCUAACAUGUGUGUAUACAUAUAUGUAUACAUAUACACAUAUAUGAUCUCUGUACAUGUGAAUUUUAUGUGUGUAUGUAUAUAAAAUUAUCACAAAUUAUGUGUAUGUGUGUAUAUCCACUUGACUAUAAAUUAUCUGUGUGUGUGUAUUUGGGGCUAUACAUAAUCACACACGUACACCUUUAAAUACCCAUCGGUACAAUAUUAACAGCCAGUAGAAUUCUUGUCCACUUUUAAAGUUAUGUUUAUAGCGUAAUGGUUUUGUGUUGGUGUUUUCAUUCCAUUACUGUUCUGCUGUGAAUUCUUGCUUCUCUGCAUAUAGUUAUCAAAGUUCUUGCUUCCACUGGAUUGCUAUAAAUGACUUGCUGUUUCUACAGUUGAUUUGGGUUGCAGGGGUAUCCCUUGUCCAUGGACAUCCCAUUGUCAAGGCUCAAUAGCAGACAGUCACCUGAUAUUAGUUGAUUUUCUACUAUAUUUCCUGCAGACACAUUUAGAGUCUAAGUUAUGUUAAUCUAGGUGCUCAGCUGUGUGGACUGUUGAGUGAUGAGGAAAAACAGAUACAGCUAUAAGUGAGUCUGAGUAUGCUAUGAAACAUCAGUCAUAAUUUAAGGAACACUUUAUUCAAGUUGUGUUAAUGUUAACAAACAAUUCUAAAAUUAUCUCUUACUGUAAAGUGUUCAUCAGUAAUGUUGUCCACAAUAAAUCAUUGCUUUGUUCUAGAAUUAUUAAUUACUCUACAUUGAAAAGAGUUCCCUGUGAAUCCUUGACAUACCACUAUAAUAUGUAGUCAUUCUUGCAUCUAACAUUUUAAAAAGGUUAAUACUUUUCGUUAUUUCAAAUAAUUAGCAUUUCCACCAAUAACCUUUUAAUCACAGUACCAGACAAAAGCUGGCUCCAGAUAAGCUUUGUGUGCUACUUCUGCCAUGAGCUGUAGGCCAGCAAGGGUCAAGCUCCUCACCACAGGCCAUUCUCUGCACUGUGUAGUAUUUGCACUGUUGGACUCCACAUUCAUCCCAACUGCUAUUCUAUGACCCCAGAAAUGCCUCCAUAGUUUUCUAUUUAUAUCCCUCUUUAUUAUACCGAGCCUACUCCAGUGCUAUAGUAUAAAGCAUAGCGAAUCUAAAUAAUGUAUCCCAUCCUAAGUGAACUUAACUCCAAGACUCUUGUCUGCAUUUCAGAAGAUGCUCCUUACAGAACAGAAGAGGGAGGAGGGGAUCACACACUUGUAUUCCAGAGGACAAGAAAACACAUUAUGGCUCUUUUGAAAAAAAAAUCCCCCAUAGUCUUAGAUUUAUGAUAAAGGGAACUUCUGCACCAAGAAUCAUGUGUAUAGAGUGUCUACUUACACAGCCACAUGUGAUUUAUUUAAUUCUCUUUUGUACCUUAGAUGAGUCCCUGGGAUUCUAAUAAAAAAUAUUGUCUUAUACUGGGAAACAAAACAUCACUCCACUUGUUACUUACGCAUCUGUUUCCAUAGGUUUUAGUACUUUAAGACCGUCUUUUUAAUUUUAUUCAUAAACAUUUGUAUUUUCCAUUUUCAUUUGAUUUGUAUAUUUACAUAUUUUUUACAAUAAACCAUUUAUUUUCACCUUUGAA
Molecule: messenger RNA, 4640 nt
Organism: Cricetulus griseus (Chinese hamster)
Lineage: Eukaryota; Metazoa; Chordata; Mammalia; Rodentia; Cricetidae
Source: RefSeq, a predicted model, not a curated record